GUACAUCGCCUGCUUGGAGGGUGUUAUGCUGGUGGCGUUGGCGGUUCACAGCUAUGCGGAUCCUUUCGAUACGGACGCAUCCCAUUCCAGGGACUUGAACAAGCUCGAGUCCAUGCUUCUCGCUGCGGCCACGAUCUGCUUCAUUUCGGCUGGGUACAUCCUGGGCUUGUGGUGGCAGGAGCCUCUGUGGCCGACUCUCGCUGCUCUGGCUGUCUUAGUCAUUAUGAUACUGCCCGUCGCGGCCUUCUUCGCGCUCAACUUGGGGCCACUCUUUGCAAAGAAGGCCAGCACCAGAGAGUCUAAAGCCUCUUCGUAA
Symbiodinium necroappetens is the source of this 316-nucleotide messenger RNA. Lineage: Eukaryota; Dinophyceae; Suessiales; Symbiodiniaceae. The record is from the annotation of a GenBank genome assembly.